UCACUGAAAUUUGGCACCGCUGCUGUACUUUUUUAUACAUUUUCAUUUAUUGCAUGUAAAUGUGUCGCGUAGAAUUACAUUUUGAAAUAAAAUUUGUUAGUUUUUUUUGUUAGUGUUAGGUUGUACCUCUACAUAUAUACAUGAAUUACAAGAAUGAAGGGGUUUCAGAAAACAAAGGUUUAUAUAAACUUUGCCUUAUUCAAUAAUAAAUAGUAUUAAUAAUCCACCCGGAAGUAAUUAUACAUGGGAAGUGAAUGGAGAUUGGUAAUGUGAAUGACUUGCAAGCAAUCUGUACACAAGGUUGAUUUAACAAGUAAUUCACGCUAAGAUAAGAAAGAUGUCAACAUCUCAGAUUUUAAAGACCGCCCAUGCUGUUCAACACGAUCGAAGAGUCAAAGUAACCUAUGAAGAAUUCCUUUGGGACCUAAGCUAUAUUUGGCUUAGAGAUCACUGCAGGUGUGCAGAGUGUCAUGACUCGGGAACAUCCCAGCAACUGGUGGAUACGUUCAGUAUUUCAUUGGACAUCAAACCUCAGCAGUUGACAUGUCAAAAAGAUGGACUGAACCUGAUAUGGCCUGAUAGUCACCUGACCAAACUCCCAUGGCAGUGGUUGGUGGAAAAUGCUCCCGGGGGACAGCGAGCGAUCGAUGGGAUGGCACCACUUCGUGUGUAUUGGGAUUGCGAGAAGAUGACAAGCAUGCUUCCUCCCGACAUUCCUUACAAAGAGUUCAUCGAGACAGAGGCGGGAUUGAAAGAAGCUGUGGAGAGAUUCUAUAAGUUUGGACUGGUGUUCUUUGAGGGGAACCGGCCGAACACUGAAGAUGUUCAGAAAGCUGCAAAUCGGCUUUCCCGACUACAAGAGACUUUCUAUGGAGGUGUUUGUGUAGUCACAGCGGAUAAUGAGAUAGCUGAUCUGGCAUACUCCAGCGCUAAACUGAGUUGUCACACAGAUACAACAUACUUUACCCAGCCUGCGGGAGCCAUGUUGUUUACAUGCUUCAAGCACGAUGGACUCGGAGGGGAGAAUCCUUUGGUUGACGGCUUCCACGCCGCGGCCAAACUGAAGGAGACCCACCCAGAACACUACCAAGCUCUAAGCACCAUACCACUGUCCGCAUGCUACAAGGACAAAGAACGACACAUGGAGAUGCACUUCACAACUCUCAACCAUGAUCCUGUGACAGGGCAGCUGAUCAAUAUCAGGUACAACAACUCAGACAGGGCUCCUCUGUCCCACCUAUCGCCCGACGACGUUGACCGCUUCUACGCAGCGCACCAGGCAUUUGCUGCGAUCCUCCAGAGUCCAGCCAGUGAGUUUGUGGUCAAGCUCAACCCUGGGAGACUGAUGCUGAUUGAUAACUGGCGAUGUCUACAUGGCCGCAUUGGCUUCACUGGACAUCGCAUCAUGACCUCUUGCUACUUACAGCGAGACGAGAUAAACAGUAAAAUCAGGACCAUUCUAGGGGUUAAAGAUUAAAACAAGGCAGCCCCAGAAAAACAAGACCCAAAUUGGUGUAUAAAUUUGUUGUAUUCUCUUUUCCCUAAUUUCAGGCUUUCUCUACAUGUAUAAUAUUAGUGUAUUACUAUUGGUAAUUGUCAAAGACUAGCCUUCACAGUUGGUGUA
Molecule: messenger RNA, 1624 nt
Organism: Asterias rubens (European starfish)
Lineage: Eukaryota; Metazoa; Echinodermata; Asteroidea; Forcipulatida; Asteriidae
Product: trimethyllysine dioxygenase, mitochondrial-like
Exons: 7
Coding region: 338-1477 (379 amino acids)
Biological process (GO): carnitine biosynthetic process
Cellular component (GO): mitochondrion
Molecular function (GO): iron ion binding; trimethyllysine dioxygenase activity
Source: RefSeq, a predicted model, not a curated record